AUGCUAGGUAAGGCUGAGGAGUUGCUACAGGAUAGGGAAGUCGUUAUUUCUAUUGCUCAGCAAUUGCUACCAAGGGAUUACCAGAUAUUACAGCUUACCAAUAAGUUUGUAUCGAGCGCAGUAAGUAGCAAAGAUCAGGAAUACUGGGCGUGGAAAUUAAGGCAGAUGGGACUUGAGGAAAGUAAUAUUGAGGCUGAAUCUAGCGGCAUGCCUGCAAAUGCUGUGUUGUAUUUGUUUGAUGAAAUUCGUGUGUUCAAACCCGAGAGUGCUCGUGAUGUGUAUAAGAGAUUUCAUACUUGCUUCUGGCCAUUCAUGAGCAAAUUGUAUGCGAAGAGGCUGGAUGGUAUAUUUCCUGUUGAGUAUAGUGACCCUUUGCUGAAGGCGAGAAUGCUGGGUAACCUGCAGAGGUUCAAUAGAUGUAACAGCAAUUGCCGUGUAUUCUACGAUGCAGUCGAACAGGUAAUUCAAACCUUGAGGGAUGAAUUCAAGGCGGAUGUUACGAAGGAGUUGGAGCGCCUCUACGAGCUCGGGGCCUACACAGGUGCUUCUAUGUAUGUUGAUGUGUUGACGAUUCUGGGUGAGCAGCAUGUUGCGGUGGACCUAUUUCUGCAGAAGAGCAAGUACCAAGAUGGUGGGAUUAUGAAGGAGACUGGGGUGUUUGAUUUGGGGAAAGGCAGCAUAGAUAUUGAAGCACUGAAUGCCGUUUACAAGCAUUUUGUGUCUGAAUUGAACAAUAGGAUUAUGGUUGCUGAUUCGAUGUUUGGGUCGAAAUGUGCAGUGAUAGAUUCAUUUGGCGAGGCGUUUUUGGAAGAGGUGGUAGUGGGUUACGUGAAGGAGAUCAUGGAAGGUGAGGUUACGGGAGACACUGGCCCGUUUGGUAUUUCGCUGCGUUUGGAGUUUUUCCCGAUCGUGUAUCGGCGUUUAAUGGAAGUGCUGGCCGCCGAUGUGGCGGACAGCACUUCCGCAAGUCCAGAUUUUAAGAGAAAGCUGCUGCAGGCUGCAGCGUCGCUGCUGCAGCCGGUGGCAGAUAGGUAUCGCGCGGUGGUUGUGCAGCAGUUCGAAGCCACUUUGCGGAAGGAACUGGAGCGGUUUGCAGACGAGACGCAGCGACGUGAGGCGCUGCGUAAUGAGAAGCUGUAUCAAUCCUUGCGCAGUAAAGUUGACUCGCAGCAGUUGCUGGACGAGAAGAACAAUUUCCUAAUUUCUUUCACUCGCAUGCUGAAGCUGUCAGCUUCAGCGCGGCAGGAGGAAGAGCAGCUGCAGUUGGCAUACGACUUCUCGCGCCUCAAUGAGAAUCUGGAGAACAUGGCCGCUCUAGUUUCUGUCGACCUUUGCUACCAGAGUGUCAAUGCAUGUCGCCGUCGCUUCGAGAUCCUUGAGCAGUUGCGCGGCGACGCGGCAGUUGCCGCGGACGGCGCCAUCUCGGCCACUUGCGAGGCGUUGUAUCGCGUGCUGCUGGAGCGGCUCGCGCAGGAUCACGUCCGCCCUGGCUUCGAGCGCGCGCUGGAGCUCCUGCGCGCGUACAACCCGCAGGACAUGUCGAAACUGGAUGCCGCGCUCGGCCCUGCCGAGCGCGAGCUCGAGCCGCUCAUCAAGUUCGUGGAGCUUAUUAACAUUGCCGAUAUAAUCCUUCAGAUGGUCACUAUUUUCUACAACAACGAGUUGGUAGGAAAGAACGUCGUGGCGCGCCACGACGACUUUCUCAGUGCUGUCGUCCACGAGAAGCGUUCUUUUGAAACAGCGCUGGAUGAUUUUGUUGCGGAAGGAUUAAAUAUUGGUAUUAAUAAGUUAAUGGAUGAGAUUGUAUUUGUAUUUGGGUCGAACCAAUUACCGGAUGACUUUAACCCAGAAGCGGGUAGUGUUCUGAAGCGAGAAAUUAAGCCAUCAAAAUGUGCGAGAAUGAUUGUAGAAUUGCUGUCGAAUCAUUGUUUUCUAUUGACAGGGGCGACAGAUAAGGGGACAAUUGAUGUAUUCCAGCAGGAAGUGGGGGAAAGAUUUUUUAACGAAGUUGUCAAGAACAUCAAAAAGAACAUUAUAUCUACCGAAGGGGCAAUUUUUUUGAUAUGCGAUUUGAACUACUAUUAUGAUUUUAUCGCGAACAAUUUAAGGCAAAAACAAAUUGUUCCCUUGUUUGCAGGGCUAAAAGCGGUAGGGCAAAUAUUUUUGGUGUCAAACAAAGAUUCUAAAGAACUAGGCAAAAUGAUAUGCGAUGUAGGGAAGUUCCAGGGAAUUUUCACGCAGGAGGAGAUAUACGAAUUUGUUCAAAGAAGAGCUGAUUGGUCACGUGUGAGGAAGGACGUCGAAAGAGUGAUGUAUGGAUUAGCUGUUAGUGAUUGUAUAAUUAUGUAG
Molecule: messenger RNA, 2349 nt
Organism: Eremothecium gossypii ATCC 10895
Lineage: Eukaryota; Fungi; Ascomycota; Saccharomycetes; Saccharomycetales; Saccharomycetaceae
Gene: RCY1
Product: Rcy1p
Exons: 1
Coding region: 1-2349 (782 amino acids)
Biological process (GO): Golgi to plasma membrane transport; exocytosis
Cellular component (GO): cytoplasm; exocyst
Source: RefSeq, marked provisional